AUGACAGCAUCUGUGGAAGAUUCACGAGCUGUUCUAUCACGAGUCAUCCCAGCUCUCAUACACUUGUCAGAAGAUGACUAUUCGCAGCCUCGUGUCCGACAGCUGGCCGAACUUCGCGCUCGAGAUGGCCGGAGCGAGGAACAACACAGAGUGAACAACUGUACCAUUGGCAUAUUUGACAGCAUCGGUCUUUCGUCACGGCUGACAUAUGAUCGCCCCUGCCACCGUUCCGGGACCUUGUCCAUAAUCGAUAGCCGGGUCUCUGCUCUUUCUAAAGGGCCAUCAUGGUCUUCAACUCGUAGACACACCGUUGGUCGGGUAGCACAACCCAGCGGGCUCGUGUCGGCAGCAUUGAAGAAGGCCUGGCACAAGGAGGCAGGGCUCAAUGCGAAGUCACUCCAGGACUUCGAGGCAUACAUAUGCUCCAGCGAUUUUUCUGCCAGUAGCGUCCCUCCCCGGGUUUCGAAAAUGAGGAGUCUGAGACGGUCACGCGGACUACUGAACGUCUGUGGGUUGACUCCAGACCGGACUGGCACGACUGGUUUCUGA
Zasmidium cellare ATCC 36951 is the source of this 549-nucleotide messenger RNA. RefSeq lists its product as uncharacterized. The transcript has 3 exons. The record is from RefSeq and is a predicted model, not a curated record. Lineage: Eukaryota; Fungi; Ascomycota; Dothideomycetes; Mycosphaerellales; Mycosphaerellaceae. Bases 1 to 549 code for a protein of 182 amino acids.